Molecule: messenger RNA, 2844 nt
Organism: Schistosoma turkestanicum
Lineage: Eukaryota; Metazoa; Platyhelminthes; Trematoda; Strigeidida; Schistosomatidae
Source: the annotation of a GenBank genome assembly
AUGGCAGAUUCCGAUGAAGAAUCCGAUCGCCGUCGUAGCCGUGACAAAUUUCGUCGUGAACGUAGUGAUCACGAUGGACGUCGCCGUCCUGGUGAUAAACGGGAGCCAUUUGACGAUCGAUCAGGUACUGCAGGGGUAGCAGUAGCUCGAGAAGAUCAUCGUCUGUCUGGUGAAGGUCGAAAUGACAGUGGACGAUCACCUGCAGAACCUCCCUAUAAAAGACUUCGUAAAGAUAACAGCGAUGAUUACAAACCAAGUUCAUACCAACGAAAGGAUACCAAAAGUUCAAAUACCUCAGAGUAUGAUGGUAUGUACAGACCCCCAGUUAUACCGUUUAAGCGGUUUCUUGAUCCUUUGGAUGACUUGAUUACUGAAGAGGAGGCUUGUACUAAAUAUAAGGAGUACAAAGAAGGUUAUAUGAAGCGUCACACCGAAGAAUUCUUUGAUGCACACAAAAAUGAAGAAUGGCUUCGUCUUCGUUAUCAUCCUGAUUAUAUGAAUGAAAGAAAAGCAGCUCUUAGUGCAGCAGUCAAACAUCGUUUAGAUGUUUUCAUGGAGCUUUUAAAUAAAGGCUUUCUUGAAAAUCAAUCUGUUCAAAUGGACAAUAGCGAGAAUCUCAUCAAACUUAUGGAUGCUGUUGUUAUUAAACUUGAAGGUGGAUCUGAUGAAGAUUUAAAAGUACUCGAGGAAUCGGAUCGUAAUAAAUAUUCAGAUGAAGAAUUAGUACAUCAAUCUCAGUCUUCUGGACCGAUUUCUCGUGAAAAUAAAAGUGAAGGAGAAGCUGAAUCCGAUGACGACUUUGACCAUGAGAAGCCUAACUCAGGACUUCCGAGAAAAGCACCACAAGAAACUCUCCACACUGAAGGUUCUCCUGCUGCAAAGUGUCGAACAACUAACCGACGUACACGAACUGAAUCAAACAAAUCUGGUAAUUCAGCUGGUUCACAGAGUAGUCAGAGUAGCGAUAGUGAUAGUGGUUCUUCAAGCGAUGACGAAGUGGAUGAAAAGACUGAAUCCAAAAAUGAAGUUAAGCCGAAAAGCAUGGAACUCACUGGUAUUCAUGACCUUGUAAGUUCGGAAGCUGACGAAAACGCCGCCGCCGACGACGUCGACGACGAUGUACCUACUCCUACAACUGCUGAGUCUCCACAAGGAUGUAAAAAUGAAGAUUCUACGGUUACUUCAAUGAUUAUUGGCUCCUCGGUCAAUGAUACCUCUGUUAAACAUCCAGUUUUUAACGAUCCUCCUGCUCCUCCUCCUCCUCCUACUACUACAACUGGUACUCCUCAGUCCAAGUGUGCAAAUCCACCAAAACUAUUACAUAAAACUGCGUCUAUAUUCUUUCGUGCAUUACCUCCAACUAUUACGGAAAGUGAACUUAAAGAGCUUUGCGCUUCUCAACCUGGUUUCAUAAGACUAGCUUUGUGGGAACCUGUUCCUGAACGUCGAUUUAUGCGACAUGCAUGGGCUACAUAUGAUCCUUCUGUGAAUAUUAAAAAAGUCUGUUGGGCAUUGAAUACUAGUAGUUUAUUACGUGAAAAGUUGGAUCUACCAAAUGGUGAACUUGGUGCUACAGUCAAUCGUGAUUUGGCGCAGCGAGUUCGUCCUCUUACUUCUCUAACACGACAUAAACCAGUGAUGCGACAAGAUUUACUCUUGUCCGCUCAACUUGUUGCACGUUUAGAUGCGAAACACAAUUUAUGGAAUCAUUUAGAAAUUCCUGAUAGUACAAAUGAUUUGAAUACUAUUGAUAAGAUGAAAUUAAAUGGUGAUUCAAUAGAAUUGAUGAAGACCAGUUAUGAUGAUACAGCUUUAGAAAUGGCUAUUAAAAGUAAAAAUCCAUUACUUAAAAAUCUGACUGAUUAUCUUGUUGAUGAAGGUGGAAGUGAAGAAGAAGCACUGAUAGCGGAAACUCAAGCAGAUGGUGAAGUAUGUGACAAUAGUAAUAAUAAUAAUAACAAUAAUAAUACUAAUAACAGUAAUGUUGGACGUGUUCACACAGUCACAUUAGAAUCGGAUCCUGAUUUAGCUCGCACACUAGAUCUUCUCAUUUUAUAUUUACGUAUUGUUCAUUCAAUGGAUUAUUAUGCUGGAGCUAUUUAUCCUAUGGAAGAUUUAAUGCCACAUCGAUGUGGUAUACUACAUGCACGUGGUGAUCGAGGCAUAAAUCCUUCAAUAGUGCCUAGUAGUGCGGGUGGUGGUGCUGGUGGUCGUUCUGGUGGUGGUUUAGCUUUUACUCAACGUGAAAUCAAUGAUCAUUUACAGAAUUUCGCUUUAAAAUUGCGUACACUCAUUGAAGUCCCAAAAGAUUUAACUGAAGAAGAAAUGAAAAAGCUAGGUAUGCGUGAUCCAGAAAAAGCUGCUGAAGAAUUUGUUGAAGCUAAUAUUCAAAAGAGAACAGGAAAGAAAAAACCUUUUUUUUUAAAUUGUCUUGUAAUUGAUUGGCUCAGUUGGUAUUUUUUCCCUCUCUCUUUAUCCCAGGACUAUUAUGAUGUGGCAGCUCAACAACAACAACAACAACAUCAAGCUAUGGCUGCGGUGGCAGCAGCUGCUGCUGCAGCUUUAUAUCCAAACGCCGCGACGGCAGCUGAUUUGUAUGCAUUAGCUGCAGCAGGUGCACCUCGUACAGGACUUGGAAUGUCUAGACCACGUGGUCAACGUGGUUCUUCACCAUCACAUGAUUUCAAUCAUCGACCAUAUGGUGGUAGUAAUAAUAGUCGAAGACAGCCGACAACUUAUGGAGCAAAUAGACGCCCAAUCGGUGCUGGUCCCGCGACAACGACUGGUGAACGAGCUAUGAUAUCGUAUAAUGAUUUAGACGAUCCUGGAAAUGAUGUACUUUAA